UGUUUACAGAGAUGUAAGCAGACUUGUGUGGCUGUUCGGCGUUCAGCUUCUACGAGAAUGGUGUGAAGUCAUGGCAUUUUUAAAGACGCAAGAGCGAACUAAAGCAAGAUUUUCUCUCCUGUUGCUGGAUUUAGAGGAAUAUUAUUUUGAACAGCACACUGCAUACCAUGUGACAACCAGUUCAAAAAAGGAGAGAAAAGUCAGAGGCUCGUUCAAGGUCUGUUCCAGAUCUGUCAUAUUUGAUCCAGAGGAUCCUGAAGAGCCAAUUUUAAAGAUUCCUCUUCGAGACUGUAAGAAGAUUGAGUUUGUGCACAGAGAGUACAACCCCUUCAAUGAACCGAGGCCAUCGGCCAUCUCUAUUUUAUGUGUACAGGUUAUUUACAUCAAAGAGAGUAAUGUCAUAGCACCUUACAGAAAUGAAAGGGGGCCAAAUAAAGUGACUUUCCAGUUGGAAGGUUGGAGUAAAACCGAAGAUGUCGUUCAAACAUUACUUCAGCUCCACAGAGCUUCCUGUCUCGAAAAGCUUGGAGACCAGACUGCAAUGAUUGCAGCCAAUUUACAAUCACGACUGGCGAGGUCGUCUUUUGACAAAAACUGCUUUCAGAGUGUUGCUGAGAAGCCUCACAUGGAGUGUGCAGUGGAGAUGGUCAUGCCUCUGGUGUCCAAUCCUGGCCACGUCUGCAUAACGGAUGAAAGCCUCUACUUCCAGCCUCUCAAUGGAUAUCCGGAACAGGUCAUUCAAAUCGAACUCCACAGAGUCAGGAGAAUCUACAAAAGACGGCAUGGACUCAGACCUCUGGGUCUUGAGGUGUUCUGUACGGAGAAUGAUUUCUGCUCUGACAUCUACCUGAAGUUUUACAAGACGACUGAUAGAGAUGAAAUCUACUAUUACAUUGCUACGUUCCUGGAGAACCAUGUGACCGAGCACACAGCAGAGAGUUACAUGCUGCAGUGGCAGCGCGGCCACCUGAGCAACUACCAGUACCUUCUUCACCUCAACAACCUGGCUGAUCGUAGCUGCAACAACCUCUCCCAGUAUCCCGUCUUCCCCUGGGUCAUUGCUGACUACACCAGCGUACGGUUGGAUUUGACAAAUGCUGCCACAUUCAGGGACCUGAACAAACCUGUGGGAGCCCUAAACAAAGAGCGACUAGACCAGCUGCUGGCUCGCUACAGAGGCAUGCCUGAACCUCGCUUCAUGUAUGGCAGCCACUACUCCUCUCCAGGCUACGUCCUCUUCUACCUGGUCAGAGUCGCUCCAGAGCACAUGCUGUGUCUCCAGAAUGGCCGCUAUGACCAUGCAGAUCGCAUGUUUAAUAGCAUAGGUGAUACAUGGAAAAACUGCUUAGAGGGGGCAACUGACUUCAAAGAGUUGAUUCCAGAGUUCUAUGGGAAUGACUGCGGCUUCCUGGAAAACAAACUGAGGCUUGGUUUGGGCAGAAGGCAGAACGGGAGCUUAGUGGGGGACGUUGUUCUCCCACUAUGGGCCUCGGACACCAGCGAUUUUCUUCAAAAGCACAGAACAGCACUGGAGAGUCAGUAUGUGUCGGAGCACCUCCAUGAGUGGAUUGACCUGGUGUUUGGCUUUAAACAGAGAGGCAGUGAAGCUCUUGCAGCCCAUAAUGUGUUUCACCCACUGACCUACGAAGGAGGCAUCGACUGUGAUAGCAUUGAGGACCCUGACCAGAGAAUCGCCAUGCUGACACAGAUCCUGGAGUUUGGCCAGACGCCCAAACAGCUGUUCACCAUCCCUCACCCUCAGAGGAUCACGCCAAGGUUUCAAAACAUAACUCGAAGCCCCAGCAGCAACUCACCAGUCAGUGACCUGUCUUCAGCCUCUCAGAGUGAGGACUCGUCCUUCGAAGACUUGACCGAGGAGAGCAGGAAGUUAGCCUGGGCAAACAUUGGAAAUCUGAAACCCAUCUCCAGCCACAAGAUCCAUAAAGAGGCUGUGACGGGCAUCGCUGUGUCUCUUGAUGGAGCAGCUAUUUUCUCCACAUCUCAAGAUACAACCCUUAAAAUGUUUUCCAAAGAGUUGAAGGACUUCCAGAGAAGCAUGUCCUUCUCUAACAUGGCAUUAUCAUCAUGUUUGAUGCUGGCAGAUGGUAAAACUGUGGUGUGCUCUUCCUGGGACAACAAUGUUUAUUUCUACUCAGUCCCAUUCGGCAGGCGGCAGGACACACUGAUGGGUCAUGAUGAUGCAGUCAGUGAGAUGUGUUGGUUUGAUGAGCGGCUGUACACUGCGUCCUGGGAUUCCACCGUGAAGGUCUGGCAGUGCGCUUCUGAUAACUCAUCCAGUCACAAGAGAUCCCAGUUUCAGUUACUGGCCGAGUUGGAGCAUGAGGCUGGGGUGAACACCAUUGGUUUGAAUCCAGCGGGGACUCUGCUGGUUUCUGGCUGUAAAGAUGGGGCCGUCACCAUCUGGGACACCAGCAGCUACGCAACACUGCAGCAAGUCCACUGCCACACUGGAACCAUCCACCACACGGCCUUUAGUCCAGAUAGCCGACACGUCCUCAGUGUCAGUGCCGACUGGUGUAUGAAGGUUACUGACGUCCAGACCGGGAUGGUGAUCUCGACUGUGAAAGCUGUGGAGGAGCAGAGCUGCCCUGUUCCCUGUGUGCACCAUACAUACCUAAAGGAUCUACGGUCUGGCCCAGUGUGAUAUCUAUCUGGUUUUCGAUUGGACGGAAGAGGACGUCGAAGAAGGAGCAGCUGAUGUCUGGGAGGAUCUUCGCUUUCUUCUUAGCCUCCUCCGCCAGCCUCUCCUCCUCGGCUUUCUUCUCUGCCUCCAGCCUUUUCUCCUCGUCCUUUUUCUUCUUCUCCUCUGCCUUUUUGGCUGCCUCCUCUGCCUUCUUUUUGGCCGCUUCUUCUUUUGCUAUUCGCUCCUCUUCCUUCAAUCUGAUGUAGUCCUCCUUCCUUAGAAUAGGUGCUAAGCAGACAAAGAGAGUGACGGAGAGUUAAAUGGCCCUUUGGCCUGUUUUCUGUCUGCAUGUUGCUUUGAACAUGUCCGUACUUACUGACAGGUGGGGUGAUUUCUGGCGAAGUGGCAUAAGGGUCUAUGGCUUUCUCUCUGAGGAGCUGUGUCCGCUCUUUUGCCUUCUUUAUUAUACUUCUGAGCGUAUCAUCUAUUUCACGGAAGUAGACAACAGGUGGAGGAGGAGGAAGAGGGGCCUCUUCCCUGAAAACAGGGAGCAAAGGAAAAAGAAGGGUGAAUAAAAGAUUACCAGAGAAAAGGUGACGCUAAAUCAGAGAGGAGGGAAGUGAGGGGGCUGAAUUGGAGAAUCAUUUUAUAUAGUGAAGAAGAGUAUCCUCAGUUAAAUGGGACAAUUUUGCAAAUGUGGUAGUAUAGUUCAUAUUAUUAUUGUCACUAUUUAUCUGCUGAGAUGGAAGAAAAAGCAGAGACACACAACCCUAUAGCUCUAUAUCAUAAUAAUCUAUAUAACAAACACGUUGGACUUCUGUUUUCACUCUUAUUUGAACCCAAGAGAAAAUAUAGUAUUUUAUGAAUAUGUUCUUUAAAACCUCUCUAAUCUCUAUUUCAGCAAUUGUUCAUUUGCCAAUACAAAAAUAACAUAAACUUAUUAAAUCAUCUGCAAAGAACAAAAUUAAUUCUCUGGCUUUGAGUAUUUCACUUGCAUGUGAAUGCUCUAAGUGAUCGUUCUCAGUCACAAAUACCACUAAGCCUCCUAAUCGCCUUUCCUACUUUUGGAGUCACAGGAGUCACACUGUGAUCAUGGCCGCUGGUACUGCAGCUAACAUACAGUACGUCCACUGUACGUAUUGUGAGGAGAGCUGAAACAAUGCAGACCUUGCAGCUACUCAGAGUAUACUGUUCUAUCCGUUACAGAUAGUUCUGUAUUCGGAGAUUAAAUUGAACAAGUUUAGAUUUUAAAUGGCAGAUAUUAGCAGUAACAGUUAUGUCUUAAGUUUGGAAAUUAUGUAAAUACUGAAUGCUACAAAGUAAAAAAAUACCAAUCACACAUAAAGGACCAUCUGCACUAACAUUUCUGGAGGUAUAUUUGUUCACCAGGUCGUACCACAUAAAGUACCACACUGUACUUGUGUCACACUUUAGAUCAGAAGCUCUCAAACAUUGUCAUUAUACAGCUACACAGACACUUAAUUUACUGUAAGUAUGAGUAGGGUAUAGCUAAUUAAAGACAACAGAAACAAUAAUGUUUCAAAUCAUUUUUGAUGAUGAGAUUGUGACUAAAAAGCAAAUGUUAUCGAAAAGUUUGUAUUUCAGAAAGAAAAAGAAAUCUGAAUUAAGGUCCCUUUUAAAAGCUUGAAAUGUCAGUAGUACUGACAUGUCCAUCCAAGUCCCAUACACGCUUAACCUGUGCAGGGUCGCAGGGGACUUGAGCCUAUCCUUACUUGCACUACAUUAGAUAGACACAGUAUAGGAUAAAUUCUUACCCUUCAGCAACAGGAGCAGCAGCAGCAGCAGCUGGGGCAGGUCCUGAGGCAGGAGCUGGAAGAGAAAUACAGCAGCACUCUUUAGUCAAUUUCUAGCAACCAUAUCAAAGGGUUUUACAUUUUUACAUUGUUUUGGCUGACUUGGAUAUUCGUCUGUAUUCAGCCGGAGAGAGGCCG
Messenger RNA from Anarrhichthys ocellatus (wolf-eel), 4596 nucleotides. It is a transcript of the gene nsmaf, whose product is annotated as neutral sphingomyelinase (N-SMase) activation associated factor. Lineage: Eukaryota; Metazoa; Chordata; Actinopteri; Perciformes; Anarhichadidae. The record is from RefSeq and is a predicted model, not a curated record. The transcript has 30 exons. Gene Ontology annotation, molecular function: protein binding. The coding region runs from base 71 to 2665 and encodes 864 amino acids.